Molecule: messenger RNA, 2557 nt
Organism: Toxotes jaculatrix (banded archerfish)
Lineage: Eukaryota; Metazoa; Chordata; Actinopteri; Toxotidae
Gene: rbbp4
Product: retinoblastoma binding protein 4
Exons: 12
Coding region: 152-1432 (426 amino acids)
Biological process (GO): regulation of gene expression
Cellular component (GO): nucleus; NuRD complex; ESC/E(Z) complex
Molecular function (GO): histone binding
Source: RefSeq, a predicted model, not a curated record
UAGUUAGCUUAGCGUCGUUCAGUCUGGGCUUUAAACAGCAUAGGCAGCUUUGUCGGCAAACCAGGACCUGAGACAAGGCUCUUUGGCUCUGCGUAGCAGUUACUUCCUAACUUAAGUCGCUGUGGUGUAUCAGCUACUUAAGAUACCUGCAAUGGCGGACAAGGAAGCUGGUGCAUUUGAUGAUACAGUGGAGGAGAGGGUGAUAAAUGAGGAGUACAAGAUCUGGAAGAAGAACACCCCCUUCCUCUACGACCUGGUAAUGACCCAUGCUUUAGAGUGGCCCAGCCUCACUGCUCAGUGGCUGCCUGAUGUCUCCAGGCCAGAGGGGAAGGAUUACAGUGUGCACCGGCUGGUGUUGGGCACUCACACAUCUGAUGAACAGAAUCACCUGGUUAUUGCCAGUGUCCAGCUGCCCAAUGAUGAUGCCCAGUUUGACGCCUCACAGUAUGACAGUGAAAAAGGAGAGUUUGGAGGCUUUGGCUCAGUAAGUGGCAAGAUUGAGAUAGAAAUCAAGAUCAACCAUGAAGGAGAGGUUAAUCGUGCCCGAUACAUGCCACAGAAUCCCUGCAUCAUCGCCACUAAGACCCCCACGUCAGAUGUACUUGUGUUUGACUACACCAAGCAUCCCUCCAAACCAGCAGACGCUUCUGGAGAGUGCCGCCCCGAUCUGCGUCUCAGAGGUCAUCAGAAAGAGGGCUACGGUCUCUCCUGGAAUUCAAAUCUGUCUGGCUCUCUGCUUAGUGCGUCCGACGACCACACGAUCUGUCUGUGGGACAUAAGUGCUGCGCCAAAGGAAGGGAAGAUAAUUGAUGCGAAGACGAUCUUCACGGGUCAUACUGCUGUGGUGGAAGACGUCUCUUGGCACUUGCUCCAUGAGUCACUCUUUGGAUCUGUAGCGGAUGACCAGAAGCUCAUGAUCUGGGACACUCGUUCAAACAACACCUCCAAGCCCAGCCAUGCAGUAGAUGCCCACACUGCAGAGGUCAACUGUUUGUCAUUUAACCCUUACAGCGAGUUCAUUCUCGCCUCUGGCUCUGCAGACAAGACUGUGGCUCUUUGGGACUUGAGAAACCUGAAACUGAAGCUGCAUUCCUUUGAGUCACACAAGGAUGAGAUCUUCCAGGUUCAGUGGUCACCUCAUAAUGAGACCAUAUUGGCAUCCAGUGGAACAGACCGUCGCCUCAAUGUCUGGGAUCUCAGUAAAAUUGGAGAGGAGCAGUCCCCAGAAGACACAGAGGACGGCCCGCCUGAGCUACUGUUUAUCCAUGGAGGUCACACAGCCAAGAUCUCUGACUUCUCCUGGAACCCCAACGAGCCCUGGAUCAUCUGCUCUGUGUCUGAAGACAACAUUAUGCAAGUCUGGCAAAUGGCUGAGAACAUCUACAAUGAUGAAGAUCCUGAGGGUGCAACAGACCCUGAAGCCACAGUGUAAUCCGUCUGCCUGCUUCGUGUCUUAACCCACAACCUCAUCACAAACUGCCACCUCAGAAGUUCCAUGCAGCUACUUCUUCCCAUCCUGCUCUACUUUACCAGUGGGACACUGUAAGUCGCAAAUCACUGAUAAUACAGGAAACAUGGAAAUCAUGUUCAGGUACAGUCCUGGUCUGGUUUGGAAUAUUCUAAGUGAAGACCCCCUCUCCUUUUACUCAAUAAUUUAUUGUCUCAAGAAUUUCAGCCAUGUUUUUUGCACCUCAUAUAAAAAAAAAGGUAUAUUUUUGUAAUGAAAUUGGCAUUCCCUUGUACACUGAACCGUUUUAGCCAGUGCUUUUUCAAAAACAGAUAAUAUGCUUUUCUACUAUGUAAAGAGGUGAUUACACUGACAGCCCAAGACAAAGGCCUAUUCACAGUAACCUGUUGUGAAAAAAUGUACAGUUCCCUCCACGCAUGUAGUGAGCGUCGUAGAAAUUGUCAUCUUCUUUGUAAAAUCCAGUCCAACCUUUUGACGUAAUGGUUCAGUUUGAUCACCACCAAAUUGUUCUGAAUACUGAUUUCCACACCAGCUGUUUCUCAUAGAAAAUAGAACUUCCGAGUGAAUCUGUGCUUGAAUUGUCCACUUGUGGUCCGACGUCCACUAACCUUUAACCAUACAUCGCUCAUUUAAAUUAAUAAAAUAAAGUAGUAAUCAUUUUUUGUCACUGUGAAAUGCAUUUUUGUGUUCAAGAGUUUGCAAUUGUACAGUUAAAUUGUGAGUGCAUUCUUAAUAAAAAUGACUUUCAUCAGUCUUUGAAAUUAUGUCAGCCCUUCUGUUAAUAGUACCAGUGUCUUGCUAAGCUUGGAAGUAUUUUUAAACAAACUAAACAGUCCUUUUAGUCAAACAGUUGGUUAUGCCUCAUCACACUUUGCUCAGACCUUUUCAUGUGCCUGGUGUGACUUCUCGGUGUUCUCCUGUCUCCUGAGCUUACUCUCACCCUAUUACUCUGCGUCCCACUAUUUAGUUCUUCAGCCGCGUUGCCCAUAUAAGUACACGAACCCCUCUCUGCUCUUCAGAGUCAGACGUUAACUCAUCAGUCGCACUCAGAUUACAAGAAGCACAAAGCCUUUAUUCAUAACAAAAACC